Molecule: messenger RNA, 6461 nt
Organism: Malaya genurostris
Lineage: Eukaryota; Metazoa; Arthropoda; Insecta; Diptera; Culicidae
Gene: hoe1
Product: P protein
Exons: 14
Coding region: 2340-4853 (837 amino acids)
Biological process (GO): transmembrane transport
Cellular component (GO): membrane
Source: RefSeq, a predicted model, not a curated record
CGUAGGCAGCAGCACCUUCAGACCGACAAAGAUACCAUUCAGUGCUUCAGUCUUUUCACGCCUCUCUCGCGUGUGCUCGCUCUCCGGUUGAACGGUUCGUUCGCGGAACGUGGUGACGGGUUUCCUGCUGUCCGCAGUUGUGCUGUGGUGCCUCGAUGUCCCGAAGUCUGCCGUCUCAAGAUGACAGCUCUGUAAUCCGGUGCCGCUGAUUUACACUGCUGAAUAUCUGUUUUAUUCCGUGAUCAAUAACUAUAAUUUACGUGAUUAGCUUAUUCGAAUCGGUUUUUUCCUUACCAAGCAAAGUGGAUGGAAAAUUUGUGUGUUUCUGACGAGGAGUGAUUUUCCGCUAGCAGCAGUGUCGGUGGGAGGCGGUCUGCAAUAGAAAACCGUGAAAAUAAAAAAGAAAAAUAGCUGCUCUGUGGAACGAAAUAUAUUCGGCUACGAUUGUGGGUUUUGUGGCUGAAAGUGGCAGUGUUCCACCCAACAAAAAUUGAGAAAAAUGUUCAAUCUGGCAGUAGUUCGUCAGUCCCGCGAAUUGCGGCAAUCAGCGACAGCGGCAGCAGCCAGUAGCAACGACGACGACGAGGACGGAAGGGUCUAGAAUGAUUGGCGGGUUGCUGCGAUCAAUCCUCCUACCACUUUGAUGUCUGUGCUUUUCAACAGUUGAGUGAGAAAGAAGAAGAAAAAAAAACAGUUCGAGUGAUUUUUGCAUCAACGCGAUAUAUUUUUCGCACUCAAUUUCGCCAUUCAACACCGGCAAGUUCCGUUUGGGUGUUUGUUUUGGCCAUCGGCAAACUUACGUCUCCGGCCCGUGAAAAACUACUUCGGAGCUUCGGACUGGCAAUGCUGCCAAUGACAGUAGGAUUUCAUAAAUAGCCGCACAGAUCGGCGCAACGGUACUCACACAACGUUACAACGUUACAAUCACAUUGGAAGGGAAUCGUUCGGUUCGUAAAUCGACUGAUCACAUCGCGACCUGGAUCACGCGUUCGAUACAGAAGAUAUAUCAUUCGCUGCCGGAGAUCGUUCGGUGUGCCAAAAAAUCACCAUCCAACGAGGAACCAACCUGCUCGGCUGAUUCGGCUGAUCCGUACCCGAGCCGAAGAAGGUCCAGCCAGGAAAAGGAUCGUGUGAUCGCAGGUGGUUCGAUCAGUCGUGCAGGAUUGAUCAUAUCGUGCUAAUCGCGUUUUCCUAGGUACCGAAUCCGGCUAUAGUUUGGUUUGUUCGUGUCCGUGUCGUAGAUUCUGGCCUAAAUGUGUGCUAAGGUCAACGGGCUUAACCUGGCCGGUAAGAGGGAAUCCAAGAGAGAAGCCCUUGACAAUGGACGCUCCGACCUUGAGGCAACAGUAUAAAUAGUAAACAGUGAAAGCGACUGUUCUAAAGGGUUUGAAAAAAAAAGAAAAUAACGGAGCAAACGAAUUGGGGAGAACAGUGAUAACAUCGGUUUCAGACGUCAAAAAAUCGAAUCUAGUAGGCGAGCUACGUCGAUGUGACGCACGUUUGUACAAGUGAACCGUAGCAGAAAUAACCAAAUGAUUCGUAAUUCGAUUAGAAGGUUGUGCAUAGCCGGGAAAAAGAUUGACCUUCGGAAUAGUGUGAGAAAGUGAAAAAUUUCUAGUGGAAGCGAAGAAAAAAUCAUGUGGAAAACCCGCACUUUCUCUGUGCUGUAGUUGGUCAAACAACCCACCAAAACCCAGUGGCACCCAAUUGGAACAAAAAUCAACCGCUCAUCUCGUCACUGAGAAAUGCGAACCAAAUUCACAAUCACCUCGCUUAGCAAAACAAGUGCUAGUAUUUUUGUAUUGAUCUGAAAAAGCGCACAGUAAUUGGUAAAUCUAAACGUCAAACGGUUUUUUGAUCCUUCCGCGAUCCGCAGAAAGUUAAAAAAUAUUCAUGGAAAAUCAGCAUCAAUUCGUGGCCUCGUGCAUAUAUUCUAAAUUUGUGUAAAAGAAAAAUUGAUCAAUAAUUCGAAUCACAGUAAAAAUUCGGUCUUGCUCUGGUUUUCGGAUCGUGAAACCCUGGUUUACCUCAAAACAGGAAGAAUCAAACCCCCAAAAGCAAUCAUCUUGCGGACUGAAUCAUUAGUAGAAGUAGCCGUAGUUCUAAUUGUAGAGGUAAUUGAACAAACAGCACAUACCAUAUAGCAAAUACGAUAUCAAACAAAAAAAUGCCGAAAAAUUUACGGCCCCCGACGUCGUCCAGCAACGCCUACGGACGGAUUGGUCUUGUUCCGGAAUCGGACGAUUCGCUGCACAGCCAGGACGUCGACUCAGGCGAUUCGAAAAUUCCUGCCCAACAACCGCAGUAAGAUCGGAACCCACUGCGGCAGCUCGCUGGAGAUGAAAGUGAAGGCGACCGGAAAGCGAAUUUUGCGACGCAGGAAAAGCAGCAAGAAAAGUCUGGACCGAUUCCCCACACCAAAUCAGGUGACGGAGGCAUCACUGGAGAUAUGGCGCACACUACCGGCGGCCAUCCGGCAGGACCCGAGCCUAGCCUCAUUCCGGCAGGAGCACGAGCGGUUGCAUGGUCCAGAUGACGAUCCGUUGCCGAAUGAUGACUUCGCGGCGGAGGACGGCGAUGACCACAGCAAAGAGUUCAUCACAAUCAAGGUCACAAAUGCCGACUCGAGCGUGGACGGAACCGAUGCCGGAAGUGGCAAACUUACGUCCGGUGCGGUUACUCCACGUAACAACAACAACAAACAUCAGAAUGGUCCGAACACAACGGCCAACGGGGAAGGCGAUGAGCACGAAGUUACGAUGCACGGAGUUCACAGCCAAUCGCACACGCACCAGGGCAAGAUCUUCGGGUACGUUAAGAUCAGUUGCCUGCUCGUGACAUGGCUUAUCUUUACCGGAUUUCUAAUGUCGAAAAACGAGAAAGAACUGGAGUCGCGACAAAUGUCCGUGUCAGAGGGAAACGUUAGAACUUACAUAUUGCCGGAAGCACCCCCUUACUCGAGGGUCGGAAUUUACCUCAAAGGUGCCUUUUUGAACGACCAACAACAUAAUAUGACGAGCAACUACGUUUCGAUUAACUUGCAGCUGCUCUACACCAACAGCAAUAGUUCAAACUUAAGCUACAUACAGGAGCACGAGGUGAAGCACACUGAAAACGUGACAGACGCCUGGCUGGUACCGAUCCCGGUCAAUACCGAAAUGUUGGAUCAGCAAGACGAAAUCACUCGCAAAUACGUCUUCGACAUCGGCACCUCCAGUCACCGUAAGGUCAUCAAUGGGAAGGCGAUGAUUCGCGUUCGCAUGUCGACCAACGCGGACACCGAUGUUGCCUUCAAAUUCACCUACGAUCCGACACCGAUCGACAAAGAGAUGGGUGUGAUCUACGCGGCGAUCGUGCUGCUAGGACUUUACGUUCUGAUCAUCUGGGAGAUCGUGAAUCGCACGUUUGCGGCUAUCGUCGCGUCCACUUUGGCGAUCGGUGUCCUGGCAGCUAUGGACCAAAGGCCCAGCAUGCCGAAGUUGAUCUCGUGGAUAGACGUUGAAACGCUGUUGCUACUGUUCGGUAUGAUGAUCAUGGUUGCGAUCUUGUCGGAAACCGGUAUCUUCGAUUUCCUGGCCGUUUACGCUUACCAGGUCACCAACGGUAAGGUUUGGCCGUUGAUCAACUGCUUGUGCAUAUUUACGGCCAUUCUUUCAUCGUUCCUGGAUAACGUAACGACCGUGCUGCUAAUGACGCCUGUCACGAUACGGUUGUGCGAGGUGAUGGGGCUAAAUCCGGUACCGGUGCUGAUGUCGAUGGUGAUCUACUCGAACGUCGGCGGUACCCUGACGCCAGUCGGUGAUCCACCGAACGUUAUCAUUGCCUCCAAUAGUUACAUUUCGAAGAAUGGAGUUAAUUUUGCCACAUUCACGCUGCACAUGGCCAUUCCGAUAGCCAUCGUAAUGGUCACGACAUAUUUCCAGCUUCGUAUGAAGUUCCGAAAUAUCAAUGAUCUGCGAUUCAAUGAGCCGCAGGAUGUUCAGGAGAUUCGGCACGAGAUUGCUGUGUGGCAACGUGCAGCCGCUUCACUGUCGUCCUACUCCAAGGACGAAGAUCUGGUACGAGAAACACUGCUCAAAAAGGUUAACCGAUUGUCGCGAACGCUCAAGAAGAAGUUGGUCAGUGGAUCUGUCCCAGUGGAAAGUUACAGAGCAACGUUGGAGGAACUGAAGAGCAAGUAUCCAAUUAGAAACAAAGCACUUCUGGUGAAGUCCGCCCUUACCCUUGCCUUUGUGAUCACGUUCUUCUUCCUGCAUUCGGCCCCAGAUAUUCAGAAGUUGUCGCUCGGCUGGACCGCGCUUCUGGGAGCCAUACUUCUGCUGAUUCUAGCUGACAGGGAAGAUAUAGAAUCGGUGAUUGCCCGUGUCGAGUGGUCUACUCUGCUCUUCUUCGCUGCCUUAUUUAUCCUGAUGGAAGCCCUUGCCGAGCUUGGCCUGAUAGACUGGAUCGGAAAGCAGACGGUGAAUGUUAUUUUAUCCGUAUCGGAGGAAUCUCGACUAGCUGUUGCCAUAUUAAUUAUUCUCUGGGUAUCUGCCUUCGCGUCCGCCUUCGUUGACAAUAUCCCGCUGACAACGAUGAUGGUGAAAAUUGCUAUCGGUUUGGCCGAAAACGAAGCUCUCGAUCUGCCCCUGAUUCCGCUUGUGUGGGCACUUGCCCUAGGAGCUUGUUUAGGAGGUAACGGUACAUUAAUUGGUGCCUCCGCUAAUGUAGUGUGCGCCGGUGUUGCUGAGCAGCACGGCUAUAGGUUUACCUUUAUAGAGUAUUUCAAGGUCGGUUUUCCAGUGAUGGUGGGCAGUAUAAUCGUAUCUACCAUCUAUCUUAUGUUUGCCCAUGUUGUCUUUACCUGGCACUGAUGAUCCGUCGUGCCGUAAGUCCAGCAGGCACACCCUGAUGGUCAUCGAAACCCGCCAUAUAUUCGGAAUGGCUGAUUAGAUUGGCCCUCCCUCCGGUACACGAGGUCUGCCUCGACACCUCCCCCCCCACAUUUGCACCAAUCCGAACAUCAGCUCGGAUUGGGUGCAAGCAAACAAACAAAAGAUGUGAUAUUCUUCCGAAAUCCCAAUCAACUCUAGAAUUACUAUUGUUUACGGCUAAUAUCACAGAUGUAUUAGCGAUAGGGAUAACCACAGAAAAAAAAACGAAUACUAAUUAGCUAGUUAGAACAAGCGACACAGGAAACAUCGAGCCACGCGGUAGAGCCCUCCCUUGGAGAACCAUUUGUCAAUUUCAUUCAUAAGCGUAACAAUUUUUCCCAGAAGUCAACGUUCGUAAUUUUGAUAGCUACUAUAAACACAAACAUGAAGGCAUACUGCACAGUUAAUAUCACAGUAGGCCGUAGCUAGCAACCCCCAAUGAAUGCGUCAAAUCAGGAAGAAAUAGUCUCCGCAACAAAACAUAUACGUACCCUUCCAUUGCCUGCUACGAUCAAUUUCAUUUUCAAACUAUUUUUUUUGUUCUAUUUACGAUAGACUUCAAGUGCUUUUUCGUUUUUGUUUUUCUUUGUAUAAUUUGUAAAGUCUAUUUACAAAGAAUAUAUUGUUGACAAUAGUUUAGUAGUUUCUCUUUAAAAAUAGAAGAAAAAACAUUUUUAGUUAGUCAAAAAAUAGAUGAAAAUAAAUAAGGAAACUGUAGAACAAGUUGUAAAAAGUAUCUAAUUUAAUGGUAAUGAAAAAAGACAUUCCAUGAAACCUACACCAAAAACAAAAAACCUAACUAACAAAUAACCAAUAAAAGGAAGAAAAAAAAAGUAAUGUCAAAUACAAUCGAAUUAUGUGACUAGCAAGAAGAGACACAAGUUAAUGAUUAGUGGAGGAAGUAUAUUUUUUUAGAAAUAAUUCAAAGGUUUGUCACGAAACUAUAAAAAAAAUGGCCAACUGCAGUUUAGGUAAACUGAAAAUGUUAUUUAGAAGUAAAAAGUAAAUGAAUUUAAAUAAAAUUUCAUCACUAAAACAAAAGAACUUAGAGUUAUUAGUAUACGUAUGAACGACAAAAAAAAAGUUCAUUCAAAAAUGCGUCGUUACGUGUUUCAACUUAAUCAGAGCAGUUUGAAAUUAAAUAGCUAAACAUUACUCUCAGUUAGCUAGGCCCCGUUUGCUAGCCCAAAAGAUAGUUCGCAGUAUGACAGCGUAGCGAGAUGGAAAAUCAACGGCAGUGCCCAGUCGAAGGCGAACAAUCUCUUAGGCUCGGUGGAGCUUAGAAAUUUCUCGAAUUAAAACUCAGUUAGAUGGUAAAGAUUUGUUGCAUUUUAUAUAACUAUAUCUAGUGAUGGGCAAUAGCUAUCCAUUCAUUGGCUGUAAGUGGAUGUUACUAAACGGAGAUCAACGUGAGAAAUACGCAACGCUGGAUGGUUUAUAAUGGAAACCGAAGUUGGAAUUUACCGAAGAAAACGGUUUGUAAAAAGCGAAACAUUUAUAUUAAAAAAAAACGAAACAAAAAUAUAUAACAAAAAUUUGAACUAUCAA